CCAUUUAUUAAUUUUUUUUGUUGUAUUAGUGAUCCCUACAGAAAGAUUUGAAAAAAAAAGAAAAAAGGCAGCGUCUUUUAGGGCGUAACCACCAAACAGAGGUCCAUGGAAGAGGAACCCGCCCAAGUCCCUGGAUCUCGCGGCCGGACAAUUGAAGAAUGCCAAGACAUGAUUCGUCGAAGUCUCCGAACUCCAAUGGCGAAAUUUUUAAGGGAGCAUUUGGAGAAAGCUGGGUGUGGAGUUGAGGAAAAUUUGAUCAAGGCCAUUAAUUGUGAUUCAAAAAUCAGUGGUGGUUAUAUUUCCGGCAAAGGGAUAAUAGUGUGUAGCAAUCAUAUGAACAUUCAAGAUGAGGUCAACCAAGUGGUUAUACAUGAACUGAUUCACGCUUAUGAUGAUUGUCGUGCUAAAAACUUGGACUGGGCUAAUUGUGCUCAUCAUGCCUGUAGUGAGAUUCGUGCUAGUCAUUUAAGCGGUGAUUGCCACUAUAAAAGGGAACUGCUGCGGGGUUACAUGAAAAUGAGAGGUCAUGGACAAGAAUGCGUGAAAAGAAGAGCAAUGAAAUCAGUGAUUGCUAACCCAUACUGCUCUGAAGCUGCUGCAAAGGAUGCUGUGGAAGCUGUCUGGGAUGUCUGUUAUAAUGAUACGAAGCCAUUUGAUAGAGCUCCUUGAAACAUGCUAUGUCUACUAAUUUAGCUUCUGCUGCUGCAAAUUUUUUUUUUUUUUUUUUGAAGAUGAUAUCAAAGACUACCUUGGCAUUCAAGUGCAGGAACGAGUCCUACAUAUUCAACAAGAUUAUUCAAUUCUUCUAAAAAUAUUUUACUCGUUUUUCUCUGAUAUGCUGCGGCACCAUAAAGAUUCUUCUAUUUAUGGACAUUAAAGCGAGGUCCAUGCCAGUUAUUGAUAUUUUUCUUAGAGCUCAGAUUGGAAAGGAAGUUCUUGUCAGUUACACCUUUCUGAAAAGGGGAUUUAUUUCAAGAACAUCGAUUCUUAAGGAUGAGACGUAUGUAUUUGAAUUAUGCUAAUAAGAUGCAUCAUAUGCUUCUUUUUGACUGGAUUAACAAAAUGCUACUAGGAUUUGAGCGAUUGACAUUACAAAUACAAUGUGUAGAAUCAACAUCUUCUUCAUUACAGGAAAUAGGUAAACUAAAGGCGUUUCUUUCAAUUUCAAUGGAUUGUGAUUUUUUUUAA
Messenger RNA from Jatropha curcas, 1188 nucleotides. NCBI's taxonomy places the organism in Eukaryota, Viridiplantae, Streptophyta, Magnoliopsida, Malpighiales, Euphorbiaceae. The record is from RefSeq and is a predicted model, not a curated record.